ACGCCAGAUCCUCCGCUGCCGGCGAGGAGAGAGGAAAGAGAAAAAUCGCCUGAGAGAAGGCAGAGACUGAACUGUUGCGUGCGCCCCAAAAAAUGCACGUUUGGCUAGCGGUGGCCUGUUUGGCCGCCUGCGGCCCAUGGGCGGCCGGCGAACUGCUGACGCCGCCGUACUUCAAUUUGGCCGAGGGUCGCCGCAUCACGGCCUCGGCAACCUGCGGUGACGGCACAUCCAGCCCUGAACUCUACUGCAAACUGGUCGGCGCCACCACUGAAGAGAAUGAGAAUAUCAUUAACGGACAGGCAUGCGAUUACUGCGACCAAACGAAGCCCAACAAGUGGCACCCUGCGGAAAACGCUAUCGACGGCACAACCCGCUGGUGGCAAAGUCCUCCGUUGUCCAGAGGCUCCAAGUACAACGAGGUCACCCUGACCAUCGAUUUGGGACAGGAAUUCCACGUCGCUUAUGUAUUCAUCCGCAUGGGAAACUCUCCGCGGCCCGGCGUCUGGGCCCUGGAGAGGUCUGUGGACAACGGUUUGACCUACAAGCCCUGGCAAUACUUCGCUGACACUCCAAGUGACUGCGAGAGUUACUUCGGCGUUGAAAGUCUACAGCCAAUCACGCGCGAUGACUCCGUCAACUGCGACACGCAGUUCUCCAAAGUUGUCCCGCUGGAGGGUGGCGAGAUGUUUGCGUUUGUCGUGAAAAAUCGACCUUCCGCCAACGACUUCUUCAACUCCACCGUCCUGCAGGAGUGGAGUAGGGCCACCAACAUCCGCAUGCGUCUGCUCAGAACCAAAACGCUGCUUGGUCACCUCAUGUCCGUUGUCCAACGUCAGGACCCCACCGUAACUAGAAGAUAUUACUACUCAAUCAAAGAUAUCAGCAUUGGCGGUCGAUGCGUUUGUAACGGCCACGCGGACACGUGCGACAUCACUGACCCCAACGACCCCUACAAGCUACGUUGUCGGUGCCAGCACAACACGUGCGGCGCCCAGUGCGAGCAGUGCUGUCCUGGCUUCGUGCAAAAGGCGUGGCGCCAGUCCAAGUCGAACCAGAUCUUCCAAUGCGAACCUUGCAACUGCUUCGGACAUAGCGAUGAGUGCGAGUACGAUCCCGAGGUGGACAAGAAUAUGGAGUCGCUCGACAUCCACGGCCGCUAUGAGGGUGGUGGUGUGUGUCAGAAUUGCCGUGACAACACCGAGGGCAACAACUGUGAACGCUGUAAAAGUCGGUUCUACAGGCCCUUCUCCGUCUUCCUCAAUGACACCAACGUCUGUCAACCUUGUCAAUGCGAUUAUCACUAUGCGACUGGUAACUGCGCGGAGGGCUCGGGUCAGUGUGAGUGCCGACCCGAAUUCCAAGAACCCAACUGCGACCGCUGCAGCUUUGGCCACUUCGGCUACCCAGACUGCCGGCCGUGCGAGUGCCACAUCAACGGCACCCGCAACGGCCAGUGCGAGGCGACGCAAGGCGCGGACGGCGUGCAAUGCCCGUGCAAGAGGGGCUACACUGGCAGCUUCUGCAACCAGUGCUCCGAGGGCUACUACAACUUCCCCGAGUGCGUCGAUUGCGGCUGCAAUUCGGUCGGAGCCACGUCCAGCGUCUGCGAUCUGUCCUCAGGACAGUGCGUCUGCAAGAACAAUUUUGGAGGACGCACUUGUGAAGUUUGUCAGGACGGUUACUAUCAAUACCCUGACUGUUUGUAUUGCGACUGCGACAACAAGGGCACAGAGCCCGGCAUUUGUAACAAAGAGGACGGCCAGUGCCUGUGCAAGGAAGGCUACGGUGGUGCCAGGUGCGACCAGUGCGUACCUGGCUACUACGGAUACCCUGAAUGCAGACCGUGCGGCUGCAGCGGCAACGGCAGCAACUCUGACGUGUGCGAUGUCGUGAGCGGCCGGUGCCGCUGCAAGGGCAACUUUGCCGGCCGCACCUGCGACCAGUGCAGCCCUGGAUACUUCAAGUACCCUGAGUGCUUCGCCUGUAACUGCGACGGAAGUGGCUCCAUUGGCAUUUCCUGCGACAAUGACGGCACAUGCCAGUGCCACAAGAACUUUGACGGCCUGCAGUGCGAGCGGUGCAAGGAAGGCUUCUACAACUUCCCUAUUUGCGAAGAAUGCAAUUGCGACCCAGCUGGCGUCAGCGAGGCUUUCCAGGGCUGCGGCUCAGUGCCCGCUGGAGAGCUGUGCGAAUGCAAGAGUCGCGUUCAGGGCAGGAUCUGCAACGAGUGUAAGCCGCUUUUCUGGAAUCUGCAGACCUACAACUCGGAGGGUUGCGAAGAGUGCUCUUGCAACGAGGCUGGCACUGUUGGCGGCAUCCGGGUUUGCGACACCAAGAGUGGCCAGUGCAUGUGCAAGCCGUCGGUCACGUCCAGGAAGUGCGAGGAGUGCGUCGAUGGCACUUAUGACUUGAUGGAGAGCAAUCUCUUUGGAUGCACUGAUUGCGGCUGCGACAUUGGCGGCUCAGUGAACAGCGUUUGUAACAAGGUGACGGGACAAUGUCUGUGCCAGCCUCGAGUGUCAGGCCGCACGUGCGACGAGCCCCUGCAGCUGCACUUCUUCCCCACCCUUUACCAAAUGCAGCACGAGGCUGAGGACGGCCGCACCCCGGCCGGCACCUCGGUGCGCUUCGCCUACGACAAGAACGAUUUCCAGGACUUCUCGUGGAAGGGCUACGCCGUCUUCUCGCAAUUGCAGAACGAAAUCGUGCACGAGGUGAACAUCCAGAAGCCGUCGCUGUACCGCAUGGUGCUGCGCUACGUCAACCGCAACCCUGACGCCGUCGUCGGCUACAUCACGAUCAAGCCAGACAACCCGGGCAGCACGGACGUGGAGCAGUCCUUCAAGGUGCUGUUCAAACCGACCGACGAACCCGACCUGGUUACCGUGGCCGACCCAGUGCGCGGCAUUCCGUUCCAUUUAGUCAUGAACCCUGGACACUGGCACGUGCACACCAAGAUCGACAAGCCAAACGUGUUCCUUGACUACUUUGUCCUCCUGCCGUCUGCUUUUUACGAGGCUAACAUCCUCGUCAGCAGCGCCAACAAGCCGUGCUUGCUCGAAAACCAAGCGCUCUGCACUCAUUACAAAUAUCCGAGCUGCAAUCGCUUUGAUGUAGUGCGUGGAGAAGGAGGCUUCAUUGACAACAACGGAAUCAGAGAGCAAUUCAGAGAGUACUUCACUGAUGAUAAGCGACUGGACCAGCUCGGUCUAACUGGUGACUUCCCUCUGAUCAACCCUGACCAAGACGAGGUGCGGCUUGACAUGCGUGUCACCAAACCAGGACCGUACGUCAUACUCAUCAACUACUUCUCUCCCAACGAAAAUUCAGAGCCAUCCACUCUAGAAGUUGAAACCAGAUCGCAAACGGGGCAAAACAAGGGGAACGUAGUCUUGUACCAGUGCAGCUACACCACCAUCUGCCGGCAAGCCGUCACCGACGACGACGGUAAAGUUGCGAUUUUCAACUUUGAUUCGAACGCCAUCAGCAUCGUGCUAAAGGGUGGAAACAACGAAACCAAUGUUGCUCUGGACAGUGUGGUGGCUAUCCCGUUGGACAGGUGGCACAUGGACUACAUCAUGCCGAGGGCAGCGUGCGUGCGCAAGGACGGCGAGUGCCUGCAAGCCACCUUCCCGCUGCCGCCGUCGUCGAAGCGAGUCGAGUUUGAACAAGACCCUGAGCGCAUCGCCAAAGAGCUGCCGUCAGGAAUCGUCGACCCUGACGCAACUCUGGUCUACCUGGAUAAAAUCAUUGACAUCGCUGGACAGGUGCCCCAGGAGGGCAAAUACGUGUUCAUUGUUCACUUCUAUCAGCCUGAUUUCCCAGAGUUUGAAGUGAAUGGAUUGGUGCACAAUGGCCAAAUGUACGAGGCAAAAUUAAUGGUGCCUCACUGCCCAUCCAACUCAGGCUGCAGAGGAGUAAUUAAGCAGAUUGACGGUAGCCAUGAAUUCUCUCUGACCCAAAAUUUCCACCUUACGUUGAGGGAAUUGCCCAACAAAGGCAUGUGGCUGGAUUACGUGAUCGUCGUCCCCGCAGAACACUACCGUCCAAACUUGUUGCACGAAGUUCCACUCGAUCGGACGGGCGUUUUCAUUUCCCAAUGUGGCAAAAACAACUUUUACAUCGAUGCAAACACCACAGGUUUCUGUCGUGAAGCCGUCUUCUCGCUGACCGCGGAGUUCAAUAACGGAGCCCUUCCUUGCAAUUGCGACUUUUCCGGCUCAACGAGCUUCGAGUGUGACAGUUUUGGCGGCCAGUGCCCCUGCCGGGAAAACGUCAUCGGACGCCGGUGUGAAGCUUGCAAAACAGGCUACUACGGCUUCCCCGAGUGCAAGCCCUGCGACUGCCCCUCCACUGCCCUUUGCGAUGUCAACACAGGCGCUUGCAUCUGUCCUCAUAACGUGGUUGGCGAUAAAUGCAACCAGUGCGAAGCAUACACCUACGGUUUCGACCCUAUUAUUGGUUGCGAGGAGUGCAACUGCAACAGGCUCGGUGUGAACCGAUUCAACCUCCAGUGCGAUCUUGAAACCGGCUCUUGCGACUGCAAAGAAAACGUGGUGGGCAGAACUUGCGACCACUGCGAGGCAGGCCAUUGGUACUUCCCUGACUGUGCUACAUGCAACUGUGACCUCAGGGGCACCACACCAGAAAUUUGUGACCAGACCACUGCGAUGUGCCACUGCAAAGAAAACGUCCAAAGCGCCUCUUGCGACUACUGCAUUGAUGGCACAUUCAACCUGAAAGCAUCGAACCCUGCAGGCUGCAGCAAGUGCUUCUGUUUUGGCAAGGCUUCUCGCUGCAUGUCUUCUAGCCUUUUCUAUUCACCAGAAAUGCUUAUGGAUGGUUGGACGAUCGCGACCGUGUUGCCAGACGCCGAGGUGGAGCCGAUUGAAGUGUCACUGAGCUACACUCAAUACCACGUGCUGGCAGACUUGUCCCCAGAACACGUCCUAAAUAAAAUCGCCUAUUUCGUCGCGCCCGAGGACUACCUCGGCAGAAAGUUGCACUCGUACGGCGGCCAGCUGAAAUUCAUCAUCAUGUACAACAGCGGAAUUUUCGGAGCCGCAGUCCACGCGGCUGACGUGAUAUUGCGCGGCGCCGGCAUCGAGCUGAUGCACUUCAGCAUAGAGCAACCGGCCGCGGCGCAAUUCUGGACGCACAGCGUGCAACUGCUGGAGGAGAACUUCCAGCUGCAGAGUGGUGCUCCGGCAACCAGGGAGCAGCUCAUGCAGGUGCUCCACUCGUUCACCGGACUUUACAUCAGGGCAACUUACUGGGAAUCCACUAUCACCGUCAGACUGGAUAAUGUGACGAUGGAAGUGGGAAUGCCUCCAGAGCAGGCGAUCACCCACGAGCACAGCGCGUUGGACGUCGAGGAGUGCGCAUGUCCACCCAACUACCAGGGUCUAUCUUGCGAAGACUGCGCGCCAGGCUACUUCCGGGCACAGACCGGACCUUACGGUGGCUUCUGCACACCUUGCCAAUGUAACGGACACGCUGAUACCUGCGACCCGAUCACCGGCGUCUGCAUCAACUGCAAACACCACACCACUGGUGACCAUUGCGAGAUGUGCGAAGUGGGCUACCACGGUGACGCCACCAGGGGAGACUGUCUCAUUUGCGCCUGCCCUCUGCCUUACACCUCUAACAAUUUUGCUACCGGCUGCAAUGUCUCGUUGGACGGACAGUGGAUUUCGUGCCAGUGCAGGCCAGGCUACGCAGGUGCCAGGUGUGAAGCAUGUGCGUCUGGCUUCUACGGACGGCCUGAGGUCGAAGGUGAUUACUGCCGACCUUGCGAGUGCUCUGGCAAUAUCAACGCUGAAGACCCUGGUUCUUGCGACUCGAUCACUGGAAAGUGCAUCAGCUGCCUGAACAAUGCCGCCGGUGACGCCUGUGCUAUUUGCAGACCUGGCUUUUUCGGCGACGCCGUGGAACUCAAAGAUUGCCAAGUGUGCGAUUGUGAGGAGAGUGGCACGGAACACUGUGACAGCUACACAGGUCGUUGCGAGUGUUUGCCAAAUGUCGAGGGUGAAAGGUGCGACCGCUGCGCAUACGACCACUGGAAUUUCGAUUCGAGAGAAGGCUGCACAUCAUGCGACUGCGGAGUGGCGUCGCUCGCCAGUCAGUGCGAUGAUAAAACUGGACAGUGUCAGUGCAAACCGGGCGUUGCGGGCCAGAAAUGUGACAGGUGUGCUCCAGGCUUUUGGGAUUACACCCCUGAAGGAUGCAGCACUUGUGGUUGUAACACCAAUUUCUCCCGCGGAGUUGGCUGCAAUCCUAAGACCGGCCAGUGCGAGUGCCUGAGUGGCGUGGAGGGUGAGAAGUGCGACCACUGCCCACACCGCUGGGUGCUCAUUCCCGACCAGGGAUGCUUUGGAUGUGACUCGUGCAUCGACGACCUCCUCGACGUCACUGACGAACUGCAGCGUGCUAUUGAUCCCAUCAUGGAUGAAUUUGAUACUGUUGCUCUGGGAUAUUUCACCACGCAAAGGCUGAUCUAUAUCAACGAGUUUGUUGAUGAACUGCAGCCAAAAGUGAUCACUUUGAACCCAGAUAAGGUGGAUUUAACUCCUCUACAGACCAGUGUUGAGGCACUCGAGCAAGAUCACCGCUCAGUUAACCGAAGGAGCCAAUACGCACUGACCAACUCGGAAAAACUGAACGGGCACAAGUUGUACGCCGAUGCUCUGGAGGUUGAUGAUCUGAUUGGUCAGGCGGUCAGCCACUCUCACAUCGUAGUGAUGGAGGUUGACGAUCUGGCAUACAGCCUUGACGGUGGCGCCAGUCCCCAGGCGGCACUCCAAGCCCUGCAGGAGGCGGAGGCCAUCCUCGAAGAAAUCAAGGCGAAAAACUUGAGCGCCAGCCGGAGCGAGGCGAAAGACGUGUUAGCUAAAGUGCACGACCUGGAAGAUGCGAUGCAAGAAUUUGAGCUGCCGAUCACCAACCAGACGGCUGCUCUGAACGACCUGAGCGAAAAAGUGGCCGAGUUCGUCGAAAAGCUUGAGGAUUUGAAGCAACACUCCGAGGAGACGUUCAAAAAGGCUGACGACCAGGCUGUUUUGAAUUUGGCUGGAAAGAGUGAACGCCUGGCUCAAAAGGUGGAAAGAGCGGUGAACUCCACUGGUGCUGCUAAAACUGCCCUCAAAAACGCAGAAGACUUGAAUAAGGAGACAGAGGAACUCUUAAAUGAGGCUAAAGAUAAUUUCAACAAAUUGUCUGAGACCAAUAAGAAUGUGGAAAUGUCGAUGCUUCGUUUGGACACCCACUUCAAUAGCACGGCAGAAGGUCUAGAUGAUCUGCUCGCUCCCAUUGAAGACGCGCAAAAUCACGCAGCUGAAAUUUCAAGCAGGGCGCAGGAACUGGACGAGAUGCUAGCUGACACCAGAGAUGUGUCUAAAAAUGCGGUUGACGCAGCCAAAGCUUACGAAAAUAUUGUCGAGGCAAUUGAGAGCAGCCAGAGUAUUGUGGACGAAGCUAAAAUAAUCGCAGAUGACGCUAAGGAAAAGUCUGCAGGAAGUGCAGAAAAGGCAAUGGAGCGAAAGGCGCAGUCUGAGGAACUCUUGGACCGAGCUAAGCGUGCCCAGGAGAGAGUUGACCUGGAGCUGGCACCAAGCUUGGACCAGGCUUCCGCAGCCGUCGGCGACGUGGAGCGCAUCAACAGGGAAGCCGCCCGCAUCGACGAGAGAAUUGUUCAAAUGCUGGAGUCCCUGCCAACCAGCGACGCCUCGAAGUUGGCUGAGGAGACUCGAAAGGUCAUCGAGAGGAGCGAGUCCGCCGACCGCUCCGCGCAGCAGGCGCUCAGCAGCAUUGAGGAUAUGGUGACCCGUCUACCUGAAUACCUCGAGGACGCUAAGCUAAUACCGAAGAACAUGGAUGACACUUCCAAGAAGUUCGAGGGAUCCACAGCACAUAUCGACCGUGUGAACAAAGUGCUGCCCAACAUCACCAAUCUCAUUGAUUCCGUCAAGGUGGGACAGGAGAAUUUGAAUCGCAGGGGCGAGGACGUUGGCCUGAAAAUUGCCGAGCUGAAGAAACAAGUGAUGCAAGCCAGAGAUCUCGCCAACAGGAUCAAGGUUGGAGUACAGUUCUAUCCAAACACUACCUUGCAGUUGAAGAAUCCUGAAGGCUUGCCUUUGCUCGCUACGUCCACCAAAAUUUCAACUUACUUGAAGACCAGUAAGACAAACGGUUUCGUGCUCUAUCUUGGAAACGCUGUUGGCACCAAGAAUCUGGUCAAGAGGGCAAUCACAGAUGAUUUCCUCGCGUUGGAAAUCGAAAAUGGAUAUCCAGUUUUGACGAUCGACUUGGGCUCUGGUCCACAGAGGAUUGUGAGCGACAAAAAUAUCGCUGAUGAUACUUGGUAUCAAAUCAUCAUAGACAGAACUGGCAAAAAUGCGAAACUGACAGUACGAGAGGAAGACAUCGACGGCACAGAAAAAUUGUACCAGAAAGAAGAGGCAUUGACAGGCACCUACUCGAUUCUUAACCUAGACCAAACAUAUUCCAAGCUCUUCGUUGGAGGUUAUCCUUCCUCCUUUGAGAUCCAGGGAGCGGUGAAGUACUCGUCCUUUGAAGGACAAAUGGAAGAGCUCGUCAUCGGGGAAACGCCAAUUAGUUUGUGGAACUUUGCAGACGCGGUGAACAACCUUCCAGCGAUCGAGAGAAACAAACUCGUGAAUUUGGUGACAAGUACCGGUCUGCGCUUCGAUAGCGAGGGCUACGCGGAGGUUGACGCCCAAGAAUACGUCCGGCCAGAGCAGACAGCUGUCAGUUUCAAAUUCAAGACUUACGCUGAGGAAGGCCUCGUUUUCCUGCUGGGUGAAGAUACCUCGUAUCUUGCAGUUCAGCUUCGCCACGGAAGAGUUGUCACGCAGUUGAACCUUGGAGACGGUCCUAAAGAGGUGGAAUCUAAGGUGAAGUACAACGACGGCAGAUGGCACACCGUGGAGAUUGCGCGAGACAGGAAACUCGGAAACGUCAAGAUCAACCAGAAAACAGAAGGGGUCUUGAACACUCCAGACGCUGCCAAGGAGAGUCUCAUUUCUGAAAAGAUGUACUUCGGUGGCUACCCUGGCGACCACUCCUACCCUGAGCUAACCAACAUCGACUUUGAUGGCUGCAUCGAUGAAGUCGUUUUUGACGGCGAACUUGUAGAUUUGACCCAAACAAAAUCUUUCGGCGUGUCACCAGGCUGUCCAUCAAAGGUUGCUUCCAUCGUCUCAUUCAACGAGCGCCAACCAGGUUACGUGCGCUGGCUCAACGCAUCCUCCGAGAAUUUCCUGCAGCUGACCCUGAAACUACGCUCGAGCGCUCGCAGCGGUCUGAUUUUCCUGGCCAGCAGCAGGGACCAAUUGGCCUUCUUCUCCCUGUCCAUGGUGGACGGUAAACUGGUGCUCAGGAGUCAGGGCAACGAGCUCAGCUCUGACGCCCUGUACAACGACGGAGAAUGGCACGUGCUCACUGCCACGCACAGUGCCAGCGAGCUGAGGCUGGACAUUGACGAUUACGACACGUUCACGUCGGUCCAGCCGCCGUCUCCGCUGUACCUCAAAUGGGGCAACAUGUUCUUCGCUGGCCUGCCAAGGGACUACAAUCCAAAUUCAGGCACGGUUGCAGCUUCGAACGCGUUCGUCGGCUGCCUCGGCGAUGCCACCGUCAAUGGCGUCUUCAUCAACUUCGCCAAUUCGACGGACAGGCCAGGCGCCGUGCUCGGAAAGUGCUCUGGCACUGCUCCUGCCGUCGCCGGCCCAUCUGCGCCCGAAGAGAAGGAGGAAGAGGAAGGAGCAAUCGACAAAGUGCGGCCGACACCUCCACCCGCGACCAUAUCGCCAGAGCCUGAGACGACCACGUUGCCACCCACGACGACCGUCGCACCAGCCCCUGAGCAGUGCAUGCUGCCGCGGCGGCCGGCUGUCGACCGUGACGUCGCCGAGGACAGCCUCAGAUUCGGCCAAGUGGCGAAUGGUCGCCUCGAGUACAAUUCCCUGCCAGGCCAGCUCAAGAAGAAGUUUGAUUUCACCGUCGAAUUCAAAACUUUCGUUGGCGAUGGCGUCAUCUUCUACGUUGGUGACGAGAACCAUAUUGAUCACAUAGCGCUGUACAUGAAGGACGGAAAGGUAUACUACAGCUUCAACACCGGCUCUGGCACCCUGAUCAUCCAGUCGACCGGGUCGUACAGAGACGGCGUUUGGCACACGGCCACCUUCAGCCGCAAAGCCUCCACAGGCAAGUUGAUCAUUGACAACGCGGACAAGGUGGAGGGCACGUCGAAGGGCACCACAAACUCGAUCAACGUCGUGCCACCAUACUACGUGGGAGGCGUGGGCAGCAAGAAUAUCGACGCGCAGAAGAACAAUUUGGGAGGUGUGACCAGAACGUUUGAGGGAUGCUUGCGCAACUUCAAAAUGGGCAACGACAAGCUGGUCGACCUUUCCUUCUCGGCUGGAACGUCACCAUGCUCUGAAAAGGUCGAGGAAGGCGUUUUCUUUUCAGCCGACGGAGGCUACAUCAAGACUCCUGGGCCAUUCAAAGUCGGCAUCGAGAUUCAAAUCAAACUGGAAAUCCGGCCACGCAGCAACAACGGCAUUCUGAUGUCUGUGCACGGCAAGGGUGACUUCUUUGUGCUGCAGUUGAUCGACGGAGCCGUCAAAGCCAGCGUCAACAACGGCAAGAAGACGUCGUUCAGCACCACAUACACUCCGCCAACGCCGUAUCACUUAUGCGACGGAAAGUGGCACACCAUCCAAGUGAUCAAAGCAAGAAAGUUGGUGACACUGACUGUGGACAACUAUUCCGCCGAUGUGGGAGUAGGAGUUGGAAGCAUGACCGACACAAUCUUCCCGCUGUUCAUGGGCAGCCACAGACACUCUGUGAUGCGCGGAUUUGAGACCUCAGACAAGCAGUACGUUGGCUGCAUGAGGAACCUCAUCAUCAACGAGAAAUUGGAGAAAUUGAGCAACUUCGAGGCUCACGGAAACGUCACAAGGAGUUCAUGUCCGACCAACUGAACACCAAACCCCUUCAUGCAGCUGAAAUCGUACAAUUAUGGAAAAAAAUUGAAAGAAAAUGAACGAUAUGAAAUUGCAA
Cloeon dipterum is the source of this 11085-nucleotide messenger RNA. It is a transcript of the gene LanA, whose product is annotated as laminin subunit alpha. The coding region runs from base 93 to 11006 and encodes 3637 amino acids. The record is from RefSeq and is a predicted model, not a curated record. Gene Ontology annotation, molecular function: signaling receptor binding. Lineage: Eukaryota; Metazoa; Arthropoda; Insecta; Ephemeroptera; Baetidae. Gene Ontology annotation, biological process: tissue development; regulation of cell migration; regulation of cell adhesion. The transcript is spliced from 49 exons.